ACGGGUGUCCCAUUGUGCCUGCUUGGAUUCGGUGCAGUUCGUCUGCGAACCGACAUGAAUCGCUUGCUUUCGUUGCUCUUUCACCAAGGUGUCCUCGACGAGCAAUUCUUGCAACUCCAACAGCUUCAAGACCAAACCUCCCCUAACUUUGUUUCCGAAGUCAUUACCAUCUACUUUCACGAGUCCGAAAAACAACUACGCAACCUAAGAAACUUAUUGUUGGAAAGAGAAAUGUGGGAUUACGUAAAACUCGGAAUACAUUUAAAUCAAUUGAUGGGAAGCAGUUCUAGCAUUGGUGCCAAAAGGGUCCGAAACGUAUGUGCUGCAUUUCGUGGUGCUGUUGAACAAAAUAACCGAUCAGCGUGCAUGAGGGCAUUAGAGGUACUUGAACAUGAAUAUUGUUAUUUGAAGAAUAAGUUGCAUGAACUUUUUCAAAUAGAGCAACAAAGAGUGCUGGGAGAUGCGGUGAGAUACCCCGGUGUGGUACACCACCAGUUAAUCUAA
Molecule: messenger RNA, 504 nt
Organism: Erigeron canadensis
Lineage: Eukaryota; Viridiplantae; Streptophyta; Magnoliopsida; Asterales; Asteraceae
Product: pseudo histidine-containing phosphotransfer protein 6
Exons: 4
Coding region: 55-504 (149 amino acids)
Biological process (GO): phosphorelay signal transduction system; phosphorylation; cytokinin-activated signaling pathway
Cellular component (GO): cytoplasm; nucleus
Molecular function (GO): protein histidine kinase binding; histidine phosphotransfer kinase activity
Source: RefSeq, a predicted model, not a curated record